AUGGCGUUAAACAAACAAACGGACGUCAAGAUUGACGACCAUCUACACAUAGUGGAAGGCUCAGAAGAAUCUCAGAUACAGAAGAUGUUUUCUGGCUCGACGAUAUUCUUGACUGGGGGUACAGGAUUUCUUGGAAAACUGUUGAUUGAAAAGCUUAUAAGAUCCUGUCCUAAUAUUAAAAAGCUAUAUUUAUUAACGAGAGCGAAGAAAAAUAAAGAUCCAAUGAAAAGAUUGCAAGAGCAGUUUGAUGAUUUGCUAUACAAUAAGUUAAGAAAGGAAAAACCAGAUUUUAUACAAAAAAUCGGUAUUAUUGAAGGUGAUUUGGGUCAAAUCAAUCUGGGCAUUAGUGAUGAAGACCGAAGCAAGCUUAUAGAAGAGGUCGAGUUUAUUUUCCACGGCGCCGCAACAGUGCGCUUCGAUGAAGCGUUAAAGACAGCUGUGGAGAUCAACGUACGAGGGACGAGAGAGAUGCUACAGCUAGCAAAUGCAUGUACCAAAUUACGGGCACUUGUCUAUAUUUCAACCGCUUACAGUAACUGCCACUUGAGUGAGAUCGACGAAAAGUUCUAUGACAGCAACCUCUCUGGAGAGAAGCUCAUUGACCUGGUUGAGAAUAUAGAUGAGAAUACUUUAAAGAAGGUGACGCUUGGG
Molecule: messenger RNA, 651 nt
Organism: Brenthis ino (lesser marbled fritillary)
Lineage: Eukaryota; Metazoa; Arthropoda; Insecta; Lepidoptera; Nymphalidae
Source: the annotation of a GenBank genome assembly